GCCUCUCCUCUUCCUAUCCUCACACGUCACGCGUGGUUCUUCUUCCUUCCUCCCACCGCUCCCGUCCGAUCCAAUCCCGGCUAUAAAUUCCCCGCCCCCUCCCGUCUCCUCCUCCACACAUCCGAUCCGAUCCAAUCCAAUCCAGUCCCCUUUCCGAUCGAAGCGAAGCCAAGGCUCUCUCGUCCUCCUCCUUCAAGAUGCAGAUCUUUGUGAAGACCCUGACCGGCAAGACCAUCACCCUCGAGGUUGAGUCCUCGGACACCAUCGACAACGUCAAGGCUAAGAUCCAGGACAAGGAGGGCAUCCCUCCGGAUCAGCAGCGUCUCAUCUUUGCUGGCAAGCAGCUUGAGGAUGGCCGCACCCUGGCCGACUAUAACAUCCAGAAGGAGUCCACACUCCACCUGGUGCUCAGGCUCCGUGGUGGCAUGCAGAUUUUCGUCAAGACCCUGACUGGCAAGACCAUCACCCUGGAGGUUGAGUCCUCUGACACCAUCGACAAUGUGAAGGCCAAGAUCCAGGACAAGGAGGGCAUUCCCCCGGACCAGCAGCGUCUCAUCUUUGCUGGCAAGCAGCUCGAGGAUGGCCGCACCCUGGCUGACUAUAACAUCCAGAAGGAGUCCACACUCCACCUGGUGCUCAGGCUCCGUGGUGGCAUGCAAAUCUUCGUCAAGACCCUGACCGGCAAGACCAUCACCCUGGAGGUCGAGUCCUCUGACACCAUCGACAACGUGAAGGCCAAGAUCCAGGACAAGGAGGGCAUUCCCCCGGACCAGCAGCGUCUAAUCUUCGCUGGCAAGCAGCUCGAGGAUGGCCGCACCCUUGCGGAUUACAACAUUCAGAAGGAAUCCACCCUCCACCUGGUGCUCAGGCUUCGCGGUGGCAUGCAAAUCUUUGUAAAGACCCUCACCGGCAAGACCAUCACAUUGGAGGUGGAGUCUUCGGACACCAUUGACAAUGUGAAGGCAAAGAUCCAGGACAAGGAGGGCAUUCCCCCGGACCAGCAGCGUCUAAUCUUCGCCGGCAAGCAGCUUGAGGAUGGCCGUACCUUGGCGGACUACAACAUCCAGAAGGAGUCGACCCUUCACUUGGUGCUCCGUCUGCGUGGUGGUAUGCAGAUCUUUGUCAAGACCCUCACCGGCAAGACCAUCACCCUGGAGGUCGAGUCCUCGGACACCAUUGACAAUGUCAAGGCUAAGAUCCAGGACAAGGAGGGCAUCCCUCCGGACCAGCAGCGUCUCAUCUUUGCUGGCAAGCAGCUCGAGGAUGGCCGCACGCUUGCUGACUACAACAUCCAGAAGGAGUCCACUCUCCAUCUGGUGCUCAGGCUCCGUGGUGGUAUGCAGAUCUUCGUCAAGACCCUCACCGGCAAGACCAUCACGCUGGAGGUUGAGUCCUCGGACACCAUUGACAAUGUGAAGGCGAAGAUCCAGGACAAGGAGGGCAUUCCCCCGGACCAGCAGCGUCUCAUCUUUGCUGGUAAGCAGCUUGAGGAUGGCCGCACCUUGGCGGACUACAACAUCCAGAAGGAGUCGACCCUUCACUUGGUGCUCCGUCUGCGUGGUGGCCACUAAGCUCCUGGUGAUGGAGCUGCUCCUGUCUCUAGGUUCACAAGGCUCGGUGUCUCUGGUGUUCUAAUGGAGUCUCGUCUGUGUCUUUGUUUCUGUACCGUACUGUGAUGCAGUUUUAUCGUUUGUAUCUUUGAACUAUGAAUAAGUGAGCCCUGAACCUCUGCUGUCUCUAGGUCUGAUGUUUGCUGUUUUUGUUA
This is a messenger RNA of Hordeum vulgare subsp. vulgare (domesticated barley), 1765 nucleotides long. RefSeq names its product polyubiquitin-like. Gene Ontology annotation, biological process: modification-dependent protein catabolic process; protein ubiquitination. The transcript has 2 exons. Gene Ontology annotation, cellular component: cytoplasm; nucleus. NCBI's taxonomy places the organism in Eukaryota, Viridiplantae, Streptophyta, Magnoliopsida, Poales, Poaceae. The record is from RefSeq and is a predicted model, not a curated record. Gene Ontology annotation, molecular function: protein tag activity; ubiquitin protein ligase binding. Bases 198 to 1571 code for a protein of 457 amino acids.